Molecule: messenger RNA, 20249 nt
Organism: Spirometra erinaceieuropaei
Lineage: Eukaryota; Metazoa; Platyhelminthes; Cestoda; Diphyllobothriidea; Diphyllobothriidae
Source: the annotation of a GenBank genome assembly
AUGGCGAGCGCUGGAGAGCGCAGGGAUUCGGCAAAGAUGGCAACGGAGGUACCUCGUUCGAGGAGCGGCGGCUUGCCACUGGGUUGUUGGAGGUUUAUCCUCGACCGCAUUUAUAGCCUCUCUAAGCGUCAAGGUUGAGUCGACCAUUGAGAUUGAUUGGGACUAGUCUUAGGACGAAAAGUUUAACAAACGUAAGCUAAGAGUAUUCUCAUUACUUUAGGGUUCUAUUAACUUAUAAUAUGCAAAAUUUUUAUGAAGAACUAAAUUGUGACUAAGUGCCUGUCGCAUAAAUCCGGGAAAACUCGGCGCGCCUGCCCAUACAGGGGCCAGGGGCGAGCCUUCUAGAACUUUCUACAACAUGGCUUCGCAUGAGCUGGCUUUCAAGAACUUUCUACAGCCUGUAUUCAAUCUCACUAGCAGCCAGCUUCUUACAUUGCUUAGACAAAGGUUUUGGCAACUUUCCCGCAACAACGGAACAAAGAACAGAAAAAGUCGAUCCGUAACGAGACAUAAACUUGUUAAAAAUUUCGAGUGCUCUUAGGUCUAUUUUUUCAUAUUGACAAUGGAUUUCAAAUAAGAUGCUCGGAGUUUAGUUUCCUCCAGGUUUCUACGAAGGGUUGCCUGAGGUUUCAUGUCGAAAAAGCAAAGCAAGACUUUAACCCAAAUUAACAAGGAUCAUAGCUGUCGAAAAUUUGAGGAUAUAAGGAUGGGGCUAUGUAUGAUUAAGCAGUUUUCGAAAGCAAUCAAUAUUGGUAGACUAGACAGCACAACUGUUACUAAGCAAUUUUUACUCAAUAACAGAGUGUGAAAUUGACAGAAAACAGGUAAAUGACAAUUUUGUAGGUAAGAAGACAAAACUAUGAAUAAAAUUUUAUUGAAUAAUGAGACUGCGUAGGAUGAAAUAGAGGACAGUGUAGUUCUCUUACCAGAUAAUAAAUCGACAACGAAAGCGGUCGGUGGAGAAGAUUUAUUGUCGAAAGUAGAGUGUUUUACAAAAGUUUUACGGGGAAUACCUUUUAUAUAUAGGGGUAAAACUAAAAAAGAUUGAGUCGUGUUAGGCGAAUAAUUAUGACACUUUAUGAUAAAACACGACGGAAAGCUUAAAUGACUUAUAAACGAAAAUAGGCAAUUUUGUAAGAUUUAUACUUUAAAACUUUUCAAAAAAUUAAGAAAUCGAUUAAAAAUAUAAAUGUCACCAAUCUUUUCAAAACCGUGCAGGGCGCGUUGACCUUGUGGUCAAGACUGGUCUAUUGGUUAUCAGAAUUUAAUUCAAUUUAUUAAAUGCCAGUUUACAGGCAUUGUCAAGGGAAGCGAUUAAACACAAAUCCGACCAGCAGCGAAAAAAACUCCUGAGCUAAAGGGAUAAAAAUAUAGUUGAUGGUGGUUUUUAUGGUUUGGAGGGCUCAGGAGAAAAAACUGCCGGCGGUGGUAGAAUAUCGACCGUCAAGAAGGAGGGAGGUUGCACGGUAUCGGAGAUUAUCGGACGUCAAAUUCCUUUCAUGAAGUUGGGGAUAGUGAAAGUAGAGCCGUUGAGGAACAGCUGGUGAGACCGGCCAUAGUGUUCAGAGACCACAAACGCCAUCGCUACGGUACAGUCGAUCAGUAGAUUCAGCACCCAAAAUUUGUGAGAGCUUUUCUGAAUGCAAAAAUCGAGUAAUAGUUCUCUUAAAUAAAGGAUAAUUUUGCAGAGUUUUCACACUCAUGUGUAGUUUAUUCCAAAUAGCAAUUGCAUUUACAGAAAAGAACCGACGAUAUUUAACAGUACGUGCCAGGGGCAGAAAUAAGAAGACCUCACGGUGACUGUUACGUCGUGGGUGGAUAUGAUGUCUUAAAGUAGUGAGUGGAUUAAAGGUGCGAUUAUAUAAAAGCGUAAAUAGCAAAAUUAGUCCCUUUUGCAAACUACGGAACCAUAAAGGAUCGAGGCAUGUAAGCCGGCAACGUUCUUGGUAAGACAAAUGUCGGUGUUCUGGGGUUAAAGUUCUCUUAUUAAAAAAGUUUUGAACGGAUUCUAUUUUCUUCCUCUCAGUAGCACGCAUGAGGCUAAAUGAAAACGAACAGUAUUCCAGACCAGGUCUAACGUACAUGCUGAAAAGGCGCAUUCUAAUGUCCCUAGUUUUAAAGUUCUGAGGAUAAACCUGGUCGUUCUGCGUGCUUUGGAGACUAUCAAGGCACAGUGCUCCGAGAGAUUGAGACUCUUGGAGUAUGAUAUGCCCAGAUCCUUAAUAACCCUGGCACAUUUAUGGAGUGACCUUCAAUAUUUAGUUGAGGUUGGUGGUCGUCGCCAACCACCAUGAAUGACGUCGCCAACUGACAGUUAGUAGAUAAGUUACGCUAUCGUAAUUUGUACAGAUCUGGUGGCCAAGAUGGAUGUGAGAUGAGUUCAGUGAAACAUGUUUACUCUGGAGCUUUGGCUGAGAUUAUAACCGUUCCAGCUCUCUAGCCGCCCUGCAAAUCACUUUUUAAAUGAAAAAAACCUAAAUAAGACUUUCAAACCCAAACUAAUACAAUCGAUUCAAGUCCCGGUGAUACCUACUCUAUCAAGUUCAACCUAGUCCAAAGAUUUAUCACAUAUGCGUGUUAGGCAGUCGAGAGACUGCUGUGAGACUGAUAGCGGCCUGGCGGUUAAAUAUCCUGGCAUUAGUGGCCACCACAAAGCAAAACCUCAGGCUGGCAAUUGCUUAGAAAAUAUCAGCUGACAGUCGUGAUAAUGGAGGAUUAGUCGACCCAAAUGACAGUUUUUUCGCUAGCGGGGGAGGAAGAAAUAUGUCCGCACACUGUCUCAGCCGUCAGAAUAAACGAAGAAUUCGGUGUCCACUACUUCUAACCGAUUACCAGAAUACCUAAGAACUAUACACGGCUAAAUUUCAUGAAGUUCUUUUCAUGAAAACCGUUGAGAAAGAUUGACGGAAGACGAAAUACGCCUUCGGCAAAUCGAAAACGCAAGUAGUUUAUAUGCACUGGAUAUAAUAAAUAAAUGUUGCGGGCGCUUUUCGGACUGUCUGUUUUAAUUCUUGGGUAGACUAGGUGGGUUCUUGUUCGCGUACGUUUGGGCUUUAGGCAUCUUUAGUUAUGAAAAAAGAAACGAGCUUCUUCUGAGUUUUAUGCUCUACUCUAAGUAAAAUCAUCUUAAUUCUGUUCAUCCUUCAUAUUUUAAUGUUCAUAUCCUAAUAAAGUCGGAUUUUUCCCCUGAUAGCAUUUAGGCUCCCAGGGCUAGACAUUUACUAGCCCGCUAUCAAUCUAGUUGACUGACGGUCCGCGUGCGAUGCCGGCCGCACGAAAGAAUUUCUGCUCAAAGAGAUUGUCGAAGAGUCAGCCAAUCGCACCCUAGUAGCAAUUCCAUAGCGAGGUGACGGCGCCUCGCUGUGGAAAAGUCGCGAUACAAUGACCGAUUUAUAGUGGAUUUUGUCCAUGUGGUCGCUAUGGAAGCAGUGGCGAAAAGUCGCGAUACGGCGCUAUGCAGCUGCGGGACGGCAUUCCUUAGCGACCUUUCCGUUUUAGCACCUACGAAAGCUCUUUUUCGCACCUCCCAUCCGAUUGAUUACUAAAAGAACUACGGUACCCCCCUCCCUCCCAUGAAGGUCGAAGGAAGGCGUUUUGACGAAGUAGAAACAAUGAUUUAUUAUAAAAAUAAAAAAUACAAUUAUUCUGGGCACUAUUCCUCUCGCGGCCGGGAUGAGGAGGGUUCUGUUGAGGGUUCUAAACCAAGUAUGUGUAAUAAUACUUCAGUUUCACUUACCAUCAGAGUCAUCAAUAAGAGAAUCCGGCCGAGAUCGCCUUUUUCGAAGGGCGUCGAGGGACCUCUUCAGCCGCCUUGUGAAGGCGGCUUCCAGUUCAUAUACGUCGACCCUUCCUCCCUUGUUCCAAGCGUGCAUGACUAGCCCGCGACCAGCCGACCAGGCCAGCCGUGCAGGACGACUAAAAUGCUAUCAGGGUUCUAUAUUUUAUAUUCGAAUUAAACACAAAAGCGUUAAUUGGAUCGGAUCCCAUUAUUUAUCAAUGCUUAGUUGAGUUGAAUUUGAUCUACAUUGUUAAUUCUACUGAAAUAGGGUUAGAAUGUCCACAUGGCCACUAACGCUCACGAAUACAGAGCAUUCCAUUCGCGUGGCUCCGCCAAAAGAGCGUCAGUUGACAGGAUCCCUUUAGAUUUUUCAGACCACGCGUCAGGUGCCAUGUUCCGGAAACGCGCUUCUUCGUCAGAAGAGGGAGUCUCGAUUACUCCAGAACUGCAGGACACGAAAAUACCCCAAAACGACGGCGUUUAAUCGAACGGACGCAAUUUCCGCCUAUUCUCCGCAAUUUGUUGUAACUGUUCUUUAAAAGCAUGCUCAACACGCCACUUAAGUGUUCUCUUUGAUAUUGGCUUCCAAAUUCUAACAAAAAACACCAAAGGGUUAAUUUUGAAAGUCAAGUAGAACAACUUCAGAGCAGUUACUGCGUGCGCGCGCGAGGAGCACUGUUUCGUCCGAUCUAUUUGCCAAUAUUCAUUCGCACAAUCAUUUGCGCCAUUAGCGACGCGAUCCACAGGGACGGUGGGAACCAAUUUUCACCAGCGAUUGGAUGGAGAGGCUCUAAUCUAGAAUAGCCUUUCCUUGCUAUUAGGACUAUUACUUCAAACCUCUCAUCCCGACCCCAUUCUUCACAGGGGCCUUUCACCUCACCCAACGCAUCGCCGAUGUAUAUGUCCUAAAUGUGGUAGUUGACGAUCGCAGUGGUAGUUGACGAUCGUUGCUGACAGUGCCCAGUAUAUGCCUCAAAAAUGGCGGGCGCAGUGACGGCUUGUACUGAUAGCGGACUUGUGCUGCAUCUACCGCGCUCCCUCCCUUCAUUCACCUGGGCCUGAUGUCAAGACAUAGUCAGAAGUACCGAAGGCAAGAUCAGGCGCAGAUGGUUGGCACGGCGCGAGCCUGCAUCUAGGUGCGUCGCCACGCCUCCAUGCAUAACAUUUGCUGUCGGUGCACAGCCCAAUUACAAGUACGGGAACUCCGUGUUGGUCCAGCGCAUCUCCUGCGAUGCUCGUAGGGGCCAUUGCCUGCGGUAUAAUCAGGCACAGUAAAGUGGCACUGUUGAUAGCCUACACUGCAUGAAGAUGUUUAUGAAGAUAGAGUUGCUGUAUGUUACAUCCACAUAUUACUUGAGUGAGUGCAUUUAAUUUACAGGCUGUACCCUUCUUCAGUCGUAUAUGCAUCUUAACCUCGAUCUAAAACUUCGAAUUUGCCUGCCAUAGUUCUAUCCUGGACGGACAUAUUCUAUAGUUCAUAGAUGUUUUGGCAGAUUUUGAAUAAUUCAUAUUGACCCAACUGUGAAAAACUCGGCGCCUCGGUGGGAUUCGAACCCACGCAGUAAGGGAAGGCUUUAGUACAGCCAAUGCCUUAGACCAUAACACCAAACCCAACCCUAGUCCUGACCUUGUCGCCCUACCACUAACCCUAACGUCCCUCGGUGCGGUGGUCGUGUGCGUCACUUGGCCGCCUGAGCAUAACUUGUGAUAACAAGGCCUAUGUCAACUUAUACCUGCAUGGUACAGCCAGGACCAUGCCUGAUCUAUCCGGUCUUUAUGAUGUCGCGAAUGUACCUCUCCACGCGUAACAAUUUGUAGUGGCGUAUCUGGAGAGCUCGGUCAUCUAUUUUUCAGCGACGGAGACACUGUACUGUUCCAAGAGCCACUUUAGUGCCUUGGCUAACUACAUUGAGCUGGAUUCUGAGUUAAACUCCUCUUCGACCCUUCCAAGCGGACAACGAUGCCGGAUCAAGAACAGCAACACCGAGCUCGUGAGGCAGGUAAUAAAGAACUUGUCUAUAUAAUCCCAGUUGUCUUUGUACGGCUGGAGAUAUCCUAGCGAUGUUGUCACAGAGAGUGCGGAUUGUCUUAUUCGAAACCAAGUCGGCGUACUUCACUCGAAAAAUGGUUGUCAGACAGCGGUAGUCAGACAGCUGCAGUUUUUGCUCAUUUCGUACUCGCAGUCCGACAUUCACAACCGCUCUACUUGCGAAUCCUCGUGGCGACGAACAUGUCGCGUCGAGUUUAUAGAUACUUUCCAAGAAUUAUGAAAACCCUGCAAACAGCAUCGAUUCAGAGGCGAUAUCGUCCUCACUCUGUCCACUCAAUAACAACCUUACCUCGAGGUACUUGAAAUUGUCUACUUCAGGUUGGCGGCCGUCAGUCCCAUGAAGUGUCUUCACAUUGUCAGGAAUGCAACUCGAAAGCAUCUUGUUCUUAGCAACUUCAACUCACUGGAUGCUGCAGUCGCCUCUAGCCGACUUUUUCGUCAGUUUUCGAAGUUGGCGGAGAAAACAUCGUUGCGAGACCUGAUGCGAGCCUUCUAACUAGAAAAUACAAGAUAAUUCCGCUGAUCCACUCACUGCGGCGCCGCUGGGUUAAUUUAAGAAUUUCAUCACUUGUCUCGUGACCUCAAUGAUGACCAUUUGUUACCAUCUUCUCUUUCGACUUGGGUCGUAAAGUUACCGGGUUUCCGUGCUCGGGGCCUCGGCUGUGCUGGGUUGACAUAGUUUUGUGACAUCAAGGCGUUUUGCACGUGACAAUUUUGGUAUGGACGAAAGAUAAGCUUUUGGCUUGCGCGAAUGAAAUCAUAGUCUGUCCCACGGACUUUGCUGGCUUCGGCACCACGCAUCGUUCUAUCAUGAAACCAACCACAGAACUGCGAACGGACUAAAGUGCAGUCAACCUGACCGGUCUUACGAUUAUCGUUCAAAUAUAAUGUCAACAAAUGUUUGUGGCAAUCCUGGAAGCAUAUGUUGGUUGAAACAGUUCGUUCUGGUUAACAGGGUUCAGCAUUCUCUUCAUUGUCGCACCGAUAGCCAAGCCUAACACCUUAUGCCGUCUUCGGUCACUCUCAAUACCGAUGGGGCGUUUGUCCAACUCCGAGAAGAAGAAUCCGCAGGAAAUGCAUCCAAUCAAUACAGGCUGGAAAGAUGAUCCCUCUAGCUUGGUUCAUUAACACUAUCGGAUCCCUUAACUUCCCGUAAAAUCGCACUAUUUAAUCUUCACAACUGUUCCGGUAGUUUUCUGUGUACGUUCACGUAUUUUCCACAAAUAUCCUUCCGCACCAUCCAUCAGCUGGAUCAUCUGCGCAUUCUGCAUUGAAAAUGCCGUCGCCCUUUACUGCUAGUUCCUUUAGGUGCUCAAUGUCAGUUGUUUUGACUACGACGAAGGUGUCAUCGACAUAACGAGCCCAGAACUUUGGUUGAUACCCAAUGAGCACAAAGUGUUCUGAUAGAAGCGAACAGGCGAGUCCCAGGUAGCAGUUCAGAAGAUGAAGAUGCGACCACUGGAACAAGAAGUUUAUUUGCCUGACGUUUCGGAUUCUCACUCGAAUCCAUCAUCAGAGACAUUUGCCUGACCUCUAUCUGCGAAUGUCUCUGAUGAUGGAUUCGAGUGAGAAUCCGAAACGUCAGGCAAAUAAACUUCUUGUUCCAGUGAUCGCAUCUUCAUCUUCUGAACAAAGUGUUCUAUCCGUUGAAGAACUACCUCAGCGAUUAGGCCUGAUAGAGGGGAGCCCAUAGGAGUGCCUUUUAUUUGUUCGCACCUUUGUCCACCAAAGCCUGCCUCAAUGGAAUGUCAAAAUGUGACUCAACUGGCCUCAGGCCUCCCGAGCAGUCAAGUCGAGUGUAGAGGCAACAUGCAGGAAACAGACGUGGGCGAUUUGUUGGCAACAGUGUUCGAAGGUUCAGCUGGGAGAGAAGUGCUGAUGAAGGCACCCUCGUCGCGGCCGAGCUUUGUUCCUCUUCACGUCUGCGCGUCACGGUGAGAGUGGAAGCGCUUGAACAGGAUGGCUUAGAUUCCAAGGAAACCAGUGUUAGGAUAGUUCUCUUUUAACAAUCUUUUGUCGCAGUCGAAGAUCGGUAGGACGACAAAGUGGCUCUAGUCUAUGAGUACGGUUCCUGCUCUCUGAAUGUGGGUCUGAAGGCCAUCUUCUCCCUCGCCUAUCGCUGCCGAGCAGCCCUUGUAGGUUUCCAUCAGUCACUGUUGUUCUUAAAUUGCAUUGUCGUUCCUAGGUGGAUGGCGGGCUGGAGUCACAGCCCUAUUCCAAUGCUAGAAUGUUUUCAAACUGGGCUUCGACUGAGGGGAUUGAAUUUGCCGGAUCUGGAAGUGGGAAAAAAGGUUCGCCCCAUCAUUGGGGGGGAGGGGGGAUUGUGUCUGCCAGUGUUAUCAUUGUUAUACCCCGGUUUUCUCAGGUAUUUGAAGCAGACAGGGUAGAAAAUUGAACCAUCCCCGAAAUCUUGCGCAUCCGACUGCUAUCACCCUCAGCUUAGGCGCAACCCACGUCCUGAGCAGCUUUGAUCUAGAGUCCGUCGCAGCCCUGUCGACCAAAAUGCGUGGCCUAUCGACGAAAUUCUCCAAGUUUGAGCCACCGCGGAGUCAUUCAGUGUUCGCACUAUAAGCCAGUCAGAUCGCUUCGUCGGAGGUCCGGUUCUUGAGGUAACACCUGCCGCGGUCUAACCUCCUAAGGGGUACCUUGGAGAGCAUGCUACCGUCCGAGUCAAUUGUCUUCAACCAGAGACGCCAACUGAGGCAGCUGUUAUCUGCGUCCGUCAGUGGCUUUAACUACCGCGACAAACUGGACUAGAUGCAUGCUAUCAGCACCACGGUGACAUUUGCUCCGAUCAUGCUCUUAUGGGGAGUCCACCACACUUUGGAAUACGUUAUCGAAGCGGCAUGACCACAGGCCCGGAGGCUUGUUCAUUCCACGUCCUGCCACGCGUAGACUUGUUGGGUAUUCAGUGGCUAGGUUAAGAGACAGUCACGUAUUCCAUCGAUGUAUCCCUAAACUCCGGAAAGACCCAAGCGUUCUCAAGCUCUUCUACGGUCAUGAAUGCUGGCUGUGCGCAUGGACUGUGUUUGACCACCGUUGCCUGACGACCAAUCUUCCAAUAAAGUACGUUAACUUGGAGAUAGUCAGCACUGCUUGCGACAACAUUACGAGGAUAUCUCAAGCCGUCCAAGAAAGACAACUGAGGUGGUUUGGGCAAGUUCUUCGUUGUCCAUUUCAUGAGCUCAGUUAUACUGUCCUCGAUCCGGCGCCGUUUCCCGCUGGAAGGCGUCGAAGAGAGGGCCAACUCAAGACCUGACUUGACACAGUUCGUUAAGACGUGGAAGUAGUUGUUAAACCUUCGAUAUUCGCAGGAGAAGAGAAUGGACCGAGCUGCUCAGAUCCGUUGUCGCAAAUCGUCAAGCUCGGAGGCGUACAAUCCAUGACACUCUUGAGGCCGGCAAGAUCAGACAUGAUCACAGCUGUACCAAGUACAAGAGACAUACAUUAUCUUCCUGGGAUUUCUUUUCCUCCAGGAAAACGUAUUUCCUAUCAUUGGCAUAGGCACUAUAAAAUCACUUGCGGGGCCCCCGUUGGUCACAAUGCCAAAUACAUACUUGUACCGACCACCGUUACUCCAAGCCUUAUCGCGAUGCGUAUUGAAUGGUUACGGUGUAACUGCACUUGCGCCUUUCAGAACGCCUUAUUUACUCCCCACCCGGCCUGUUUACUGCCUAAAUGCACUACCCGCCUCCCUGGCGGCAAGAUUCUCUUUCACGGCGCCCUGAGGUGUUAAUAGAUGCUGGAUGUGCGGAUGUCAAGUGCGUUUCGGUUUUUGACCAUUUCAGCAUGCCGGAUGCCUUCGGUUCCGCGGAGACACCCACGAAGUUGCCCAACCAUCCCACCGCGGUAGCCACACCCUCAGGAAGUCACAUCUUCAAUCCCUUUCACGAAGGAUUCAUUAGUCAGCUCAGCCAUGUCGCGGUAACACCCGGCAUCUUUUCACGUCAGCGGGGAUCACGCGGACAGAAUCCGUCUGCCGGCACACCAUCCAGAUCGGCUGUACCGUUUGUCUGGUCGCCAGAGGUUCAAGGCGAUCUGUUUCCCACUGAAAUUGACGAAAAUCCAGCCCUCCAACUGAAACUCCAGGAGAUUUUGGAUGCUGAUGUAGGCGUUUGCUGCUGCCUGCUGGGCCGUAGUAUUUACAGCUCUAUUUCGAAUUUCUUUGUUAAUAGGUUAUGGCGUUGUUUUUUUGUCAGGUGACUUUAUGGUUCUUCCGUUGUCCUCCCCUCCCCCCUAGAACGAUGAAAUGGCACAGAACGCCAUCAACAAGUUUUUCCAGAGUCAUCUUAUUGCACCUAGUCCGGACGUAGUUCCAAAUCCAUCUCCCCACCGUAAGUCUUUGUUUGACAUAUUUCGCAUCACCAUUUGUUCUCAUGAUGUUCCAUUAUUUGUUGAAGAUGGUAAAUGAACUAUGGUCUUUUACGCCAAGUUGUAGAAGAAGUUGAGAAUCGUCUCGACAUCCUCUGCGCUGACUAUUCAUCUGAUUGUACUGACUUGCACUCAGCUUUAAAGGGGUCACCAGACAGAUGGGUCAGCACACUUAUGCUUUCCAUAGUCCUCAGCAGGCUAAUACAGUCAUGUAUAUAUGCAUAAAUAUAUAUAAUGGUAGGGAGUGCUCACCGAUCGUUCUUACGGAACUCACUCGUUCCGUUGUGCCUUACGGGCUCUCUCUCGAGCCCAACCAGCAGCCGCACAGCGGCGCAUGAUAUAGGCAGUAUGUUAUUACCGACAAAGGCGUGGACUUCUAAUUAACAGGUCGCGAGUUCGAGCCUCGGGUGUUCCACACUUCGGGGUUGGGUAUGACUGGCUGACGAUUGCUAAUAAGCCAGAAAUGGCCAUUCCAGUCUCCCUUGUCUUUGUCGGUAAUAGCAUACUGCAUAUAGAGAUAUAUAAAUGUAAGAGAAUAUGCGCAUCGCAGGUUCAUGUUUAAAAGAAGUCGAAGGCACGAUCACUGGGACAGUAGUUUUAUUGGCCCGAGCUUUCGAACUCGAACUGGAGUUCAUCAUCAGAGACUGCUAGAGUGCAGCAACGUGUGAAAAUUUAUAUCGCAGUUCUAUGCGGGGGGGGGCUACGCCCGUGGCUAGGUCUGGUUUGUGCCGCCUGUCCAACGAUGGUCCCCCGGCGUGGUGACGCCGUUUGUACUUCGCGACGAUGUGAGCUACACCACCUGGCUGCGUGGGCGGAAUGCAUGAUAACACGCAGGCAAAUCGAUGUGUCUAUCGAUAGGGUUGGUGUCCGACACCCACGCCUCCAGCAGUUCUCGCCCCGUCUUGUUGCCGGCUCGCGCCAAUAUCCGCGUGUUGGCGAAGUCGAACUCAUGGCCUUCCUCCAGCUUCUGAGUGGCGACUUGAGAUAGUGGGUCGGCUCUUCGAACGACCCGUUUGUGCUCAAGUAUUCGCGAGCUGAGACGGCGUCCUGUCUGGCCUGUGUAGUGGCAAGGACAGUUUUGGCACGGGAUUUGAUAGACUGCGCCCGACUGUUCACCUGCGUCCAGCCGAUCCUUCAUUUUCAUGAUCCUGCUACGCAUGGUAGCUGCCGGAUGAUGAGCGAUGCCCACGCCUAGCUCUGACGCAUUGCGUUCUCCCUUGUCUUUGUCGGUAACAUCCCAUUUACCUCUAUUACUAGUCGCCGUGCGACUGCCUGCGAGGGUUCUAGUAUGAGUCCCAGAGCAUAACGGAACGAGCAUGUUCCGUUACCUGAUCGGUGUGUUGCUAAUUGAAGCGGAAAUUCUCACCCGGGCGUGAGUUAGAAGGUAAGGCGGUCACGAUAACCAUGAUUUGAUUGUCCUGGCGUUCCGAAAGCAAGCUACCUGGUGCGGCACAUCACAAUAUUUAACAGGUGUUGUGUUCGUUCUGGCGUGCCUCUGACUUCAAUGUUGUCUGUGUGCGUUGCACCGUCGUGUAAAGAAAUGUUGUCAUGAGGACAUAGACUGUUCGUCACCUGCUUGCCGGGAGGGGAGGGGGGAGAGGGGAGGACAUAGGAAUAAUCACGGCGGUUGCACUCGUUCGCACUGCCCGUAUUCAUUGCCCGUGCCCUGCGUACCUCGUUUUACCCGUUCGCGCCUGUUCGUAAACGCGUGAACGGCGCUUGCCACGCUAGUGUCGACCUCCCGGGUGACGUCAGACUGGAAAUUCCCAUCACUACCACUCAUUCCCGGCUUGUGCGCGCCUCUGCCUGUGUUGAAGUCAAAUACCUUCUUUGGAAAAAAAGUAGUUUAUUAGUCAAAUUUUCCAAUUCCCCGGGUCGUCAUCGUCAGGCGCAGAGCAAGUAUGUCAAAAUCAAUUUACAUAAGUUUGCGUCAAUGAGCAGCCGCCGUGUGUCAUUCUGUUCAGCUUGACUCUCCUCUCAUUUCUCCCUGAGAUUUUUGUACUCAGCAUCCAACUCACUAUGCCGGUUGAUGCAUUAUUCACCUGAUUGCCUUGCCACGAGAAACUCCUAACAGGGUAGACACCGAAAACGCGAGUUUUCAUCCCAAGCGAAGGUGUAUCCAGUGUCCAGGGUAUGCAUGACUACUUGAUACAGGCAGUCUCACCUCUUUAUUGCCAACUGACGUUCGUGAAUGCGUGAAUAGGCUGAUUUCCCUGUUUCACCACAGUAAACUGCAUCACAGGCCUCACAGGGAAUCUUGUGGACGACCUCCUUCUUAUCCAAAUGGCUAACCCUAUCCUUAGGGUUUACAAUUUGACUGGGUAAUCUGAUCGUCGGUUUGUGUGCAGCGUGAAUUUGUUGUUUCCCUAGGUGUCUUUCAACUACUUCAGACACAUUCUUCGUGUGUGCGUUAAGGCAUGUGCGAAUCAUUUUUUAAAGUAGGCAUGAGACAGCAGGAGUCAGAACAAAAGAAACCAGGUAGCCCAAACCAAGUACCAAGUACUUGGCUUCCGCUUCUGAAAGGUUUCACUGCCAGCUCUUUAAGGACUCGUUGUAAGUUGUAAAUAUUGAUCUGUUUGCAGUUUCCCGGUCUGACUGCUUUUUGCAACGGAAUUAGUCCCAUAAAUGACCUUCGUUGGGUAGGUCACGUGCCGCGGAGGUCUUAUGAGCGUCCGCCACAUCGUGCGGAUGACGAGGAGAGGAAGCAAGUGGCCAUUGAAUAUUGAGCAAAAACAGCAGAACGCCCACUAUCUCACUGUGUGGGGGGGGGGGCGGGGUCGGAUUCAAUCUGAUUGACUAAGGUGUCUUUGACCGACCACCCGCGUAGACGCGCACUUUUAAUUUUGAAUAAUGACUUUGCAAGGCAAGUCACGAGACAUUGAGCGGAAUUCAAGCGUGUACCUGAUAGUAAAUAAAAACCAUUAAUAAACCCGGCCUUGUCAUAAUACCUUCUCAGCCCCAUCUGGAAAGCUCGCUGCUUCUCUGUCACAUAUUGUUCGAUAAUUUUCGUUUUGCAGAUACAUGCAUGAGAUUAAUCAGGAGAAUCGGCUGUAAGUUCAUUCGUUGUAGGGUGUUUCGUGAGAAAUUGCUUCACGUGCAAUUUUUGUGACUAAAAGGAUCUACGCCAGUUUCAAAAAUUGUAAUUAUCGUUGAAAAGAGGUUCAAUAGUCGAGUAACGAGGCGUUCUUGUUAUGUUGCACACUGGGGCUCACUAUGGAGCAAUCCCAUGGCGACUAAUACUUAUGCGGGAAGGAAUACUGACGAAGUCAAGGGAGACCGGAAUGGCCAUUUCUGGCCAAGUCGCCAUCGUCAGCCAGCCAUGCCUAACCUCAGGUGUGGGCCACUCGAGAUUCGAACCCGGGAUAUUUGGUCAUGGAGUUUGGCACUCUACCAAUGAGCCACGGGCCCAUUGUCCUGUCGGUUGUGAUUGGGAAUAUAUAUAUAUAUAUAUAUUUAUGAUAGUGGGCGCUCACCUUGUCUUUGUCGGUAUUACCUUUCCAACAUAUAUAUAUAUAUAUAUAUGGAUAAGCGAAAAUGCUGACUCCAGGUGUUAAGAUGGAAGAACGUAAGGCGCUCUCUGGGGAGGAGAUCGCCUUACCUUCUCCCAUAUAUAUACAUACAUAUGCAUACAUUAUGACAGAUGGGCGCUCACCGAUCAGGUUAGAGAACAUGCUCGUUCUGUUGUGCCUUGGGGAUCAUACUAGAACCCUCGCAGGCAGUCGCACAGCGACUAGUAGUAGACACAGAUGAGAUGAUAACGACAAAGACAAGGGGGGCCGGAAUGGCCAUUUCUGGCUUAUUAGCCGUCAUCAGCCAGUCAUACCCAACCCCAAGUAUGGAUCACUUGAGAUUCGAACCCGGGAUCUUUGGUCAUGGAGUUUGACGCUCUAGCAUUGAGCCACGGGCCCGUUGUCCUGUCGGUUGUGAUCGGGAAUAUCAAUUAUGACAGUGGGCGCUCGAAUCUCAAGUGAUCCACUCUUGGGGUUGGGUAUGCCUGGCUGAUGACGGCUAACAAGCCAGAAAUGGCCAUUCCGGUCUCCCUUGUCUUUGUCGGUAUCAUCUCAUCUGUGUCUACUACUAGUCGCUGUGCUACUGCCUGCGAGGGUUCUAGUAUGAGCCCCAAGGCACAACGGAACGAGCAUGUUCUGUAACCUGAUCGGCGAGCGCCCACUGUCAUAAUUGAUAUUCCCGAUCACAACCGACAGGACAACGGGCCCUUGGCUCAAUGCUAGAGCGUCAAACUCCAUGACCAAAGAUCCCGGGUUCGAAUCUCAAGUGAUCCACACUUGGGGUUGGGUAUGACUGGCUGAUGACGGCUAAUAAGCCAGAAAUGGCCAUUCCGGUCUCCCUUUUCUUUUCGGUGUCACCUUAUCAACAAAUACCACUAGUCGCUGUGCGACUGCCUGCGAGGGAUCUAGUAUGAGCCCCAAGACACAACAGAACGAGCAUGUUCUGUAACCUGAUCGGUGAGCGCCCAUCUGUCAUAAUACAUAUACAUAUAUGUGUGUGUAUUCACUCAGGAAUGGACGCGCACAGAUGCAUCGGCUUCCCGAAGCAAGCAAUCUUCGUAUGGGUAAUAGGGGGUCUCGAGCAGGCAACCACCCACCAGGCCGAAGUCGGCCAAGCUAUGACAGCAAAGGGGAGAUGACAGAGUUUGGAGGGUAGGUUGGCACAGAACUGUUUCGAGCUUGUUUGCCUUCAUUCAGCCAACCACGAUAUUUACCACUAGUUGGACCCCGUCAGUAUGGAUCUAACCAAUCAAGACAGCGGACUUCGUCUUUUAACCUGAGAUUCGAACUCGAAUUCUUUGACCAGCGCUUUACCAUUAUUAAGUCAUGAGCUCGUCCUGACGGUUGUGGUUGGAAAACUAGCUGUCGUUAAAAAGGACUAAUAGGUUAGAAAUGGCGUACUUACUUGUGGGCAGGUAAGUCGUAACCUGGUUGUUCCCCUCGAAGUAUUUGCCAGAAGCGAAAUUUUAUGCAUUAUUUUGUAGAAAUGGGAUUGCACUUUCACAGGCGCCAAAAACCACUAUGGUUGAGCCCCCAGUCUUGCGUGAAACAAUAAUUACAAAUAGCCUCCUGCCAAGCAUCAUGCAGGGUUAAAAACUUAGGAGGAAUCGUUUGACGGGAUGGUCGCUCUGACAUUUCUCCAGUGGGUCUGAUUUUAAUGCCGAUUUCGUUACUUAUGUACAUUAAAAGGUCCCAAUGGCCGAGCCGUCCCAAUAACAGACUGUUGCCGUAAGAAUAAUCCUUAAAUUUUCCGUAUCCAAUGACACCGUUGCAACCACUGUCACCUUUUUCGUUUAUCUUUGUGCAGGAUCAAACCGGAGUCCCACCCGCUUUGGUCUUCCGAGGACUUCGUCAAUUAUACCCACAGGCAAGCAGAUAUCUCUGCCUUGGUGUUUGUCGAUAGAGCCUUUAAAUAUCUGUCGCCGUUUUUUGAAUCAUUUGUUGUCCACAGUUUUGUACUUCCGCAGUGCCUUGGGUCGUGCUUGUUUGUCCGGCUAGCCACCUGAAUACCCUUCCUUUGUAAAGUUUUCUCAAAAAGGGUAGAUCUCCCUCCUUUCCUGUGCCGAGACUUUCCAAGUCAAAAAAUGUAGCCUUCCUGUGCCGACCGGAAGCUUAGACUGGCCACUAAUGGCCAUUUACUUGCAGGGCUCCGUAGCCCUGUGAGUGAGCUUAAUUACUCUACCUUUGCGACUGUUCAGACGUUCCCCACAAACAAUCAGGAUAGCGAUUCCCGGUCUGUCGUUUUCUGCGUCAAUCCUUGUUAACGUAGUUCUAAAAUUGCGCACGUCGUUAAAACCACCCAAGAUUAUGGAUUUGGAAACAUGCAAUUGCUACUGAAAUCAUGACAGUAACAAUUAAUGCAAGCGGUUAAUUUCUGUAAGAUUGGACAGUUGAAAGGGGUUCCGACAAAGACAGUAGAGACUAGAAUGGCCGUUUCCGGCCUAUUGGCGGUCAUUAGCCAGCCACAGCAAUCCCAGGUCUGGAGUACCUCGGAUUCGAGUUCGGGAACUUUGGCCAUUGAGCUGAACGCUCUAUCAUUGGGCCACGGACCCGUCGUUCUGUUGGUUGUGAUGGGGAAUAUCAACUAUGUUGGAAGUGCCUUCGUCUAUUGAGUUACAGGACGAGAAUGUCCCGCCCGCUGACGAUCCUCUCCAAUUCCACGGCUUCCUCCUCCUCUUCCUCAAACACAAAACUCUUGCUCUUAGCAACAAUUGACGGAAUCCCACCACACUCGCUGGAACGACAGAACUACCGACUUCGCUGUCAAUACUUUGAUACUUUGAAGGACUAAUCAUCUGCAAGGAGGCUGAAAGCGGUGUUGUCGACAAAGAUUAGGAAAUGCUGAAAUAUCUUUAGCAGCCAGUGAUACCCCGAAGCUAGGUUCCGAAAUAUCCAACACUCGAACCCCGACCCAGCCGGUGGGGCACUCCGCCCAUUUCACAUUCAAAUGUCCUUUGAAAAUGGUCUUUUCGCCUUAUUUCAGGUACACCCAAGGGGAAGGGGAGCGGUAGACCCGAGGGAAGUGCCAUUAUGAUGACAGACGGUAUGUCCCACUUUUUUUUCCAAUGACUUCUCUAAACCCCGACCUCUUCCACUCCUCUUCAUGUCAUCAUGGAGAAACGCCCAUUGUAGUGAAUCCGACACCUAUCCUUUGCUGACGGUUAAAAUGAUAGGCCCGAACAUGGCAUCAUUGGCUCCGCGUUUGCUUCUGCUAGUCGGAGGGGUGGAAGGUUCCCUUUCUACCGUAACCAACGGUGAGAAGUUGUUGAUCAGGCUACAAAAGUCUUGCGUUCUCUGACCGAUUAUCGACAAAAGUGGCGUGAGUAGAGUCUCUGAUGCUAGGUAGCCAAGACUCACCACUGCGAGUAUGACAGACCAAAAAGGAGUUAGGAAGAAAUCUCUCUACAAUUCCAGUGCUGGGCAAAACAACUGCCACGUGGCCUUUUCAUCUGCCUCUCUUGUUUAAAAGCGAACUUUAUUUGCUUGUUUUUUCGACUCGCACAAUAUGCAGCCUGGACUACUCCAGCUUCAUCUACUACGGAAAGUCGGGCGCCCAUUUGCGAAGCCCAGAACGGACGCCAACCCUUGCCACACUCUAAGGCCAUUAUGUAGAUUUUUCUCAGAGGAGUAUGCAUACUCCUGUAUGCGCACGUAAACACUCAGCACUGUUUAAUUUACGGGUCCAUGUGGGUACUUCCGUAAGCUCACAAAAAAUAAAUUUAGUCAAUGCCACGCGAGAUUUUCGUUUGUCGACCUGCCGUGACUACAGAAAGAAAUACCACUUUCUACAGUAGGUGGGCUAACUCAUGAAAUGUCAACCGAGAUUCCGAAAUGCGUUUUCGUCUCGAAAAGAUUAAUUAAGAAGGGCUGUAAAACUACUCAUGGUGCGUCUUAAUUCUAUAAUAUUUCAGUUACGUCAGGAUGCCGGCUUUCGAAAGAACUUCCUUCCGGCUGCACGGGAAAACCUCGCUCUGAAAAAAUGACUAUUUAAGUAGCAUAAAUUUUUCUCAUUGAUUUUCGAUGCCCUUAAAAGUUUCAUUAUAUUUCAUGGAAAACAUGCAUAAAAAUAUUCAUUCCUCAUUCGGUAGAUAAUUAUGUCUUCUAAUUUUAUACUCGAAGAAGGGACAUAAUUCGGUUGUAAAAAAGGUUUUACAAUUCACAAAUAAUUUUGAACCCGCUCCAACGUCACACUUGGAUUCAGGGUUCCCAAACUACGAGCUGUAUAUUUUCCGCAUACGGAAAACCACGCAUUUCUCUACGGUAAUAAAGGGGAACCAUAUAGGGUUCAUAAAAUUUAGCAGUGGAUUUGAUUCAUAUUGUUAACUUCACAAGCCACAUUGGUAAAUGCAUAGAUAUGACGAUUUAUGAACGGCCAUUUCACGGUAUUUAAAAGUUCCACAAUUAGAAACUUUUUUAAAACCAAAUUAUGUCUCUCCUUCGAGUAUAAAAUUAGAAGACGUAAUUGUCUAUUGAAUGAACAAAAGAAUGAAUAUUUAAUGCAUGUUUUCUUUGAAAUAGAAUUGGACUUUUAGGGACAUCGGAAAUAAACGAGAAAAAUUCAUGCUACUUACGUAGUCACUUUUACAGGGCGUGGUUUUCGCAUGCAGCCGGAAGAAAGUUCAUUGGAAAACCGGCAUCCCGAGGUAAUUAAAAUAUUAUAGAAUCAUGCUGCACGAUGAUUGGUCUUACAGCCCUACUUAAUUAAUUUUUUUCUAAACGAAAACACAUUUUGGAAUUUCGGUUGACAUUUCAUGAGUUAGCCCACCUACCGUAUUCUUCACAGACGGUUGCACAGCGAUGAACAGUUAGUAACGACAGGCCCAGAAAUGGCUGUUCCUUGCCCGCCUGUCAUCGUCAGCUAGUCGAAGGUGCGGUCGUUGCACAAAGAGGGCAGUAUUUAUAGGACGCAGUUGCCAUGCCCUAACACACUUACUAUAAUUAGUAGCUCUCCCGUUCAUCGCUGGGGCGUCGUACCUUGUGCGACGAUUUCUUGUCAGUCAGAGUCCGGGUCGUUAAUUGCUGCAAUUUAAUCACCAUUGUCUAUUCCUGGCGUGAUAACUACUCGUAGUUGAAGUUCCUGGUCCUCUCGACCUCGGGUUGCAGCAUGGCUGACUUCUGACGGCAAAUAACAAUCUCAAGUGGCUUUUUAGCUUCUCUUGUCGUUACUGGUAAACAGAAUUCCAGCCAGUCUAGUUAUUAACACAAAACACAAGUCAAGUUACAGGUAAGACACGGGAGAAAUCUCAAUUGGUAAGUCCUAGGGGACAUGGUGAUGUAUGUAGCAACGGGAAACGUCAUAGGUUGGAGGGUGAUUAAUCGGCACUUGAUAAUUCUAAUCACGCUUCUGUGACCCUGAAAGUUAGCUCUUCACGCGCAAGUUGCGUGAUAUCUAGGGCUCAGUACGGGAAGCAUGUAGUCCUAGCUUGAUUUGUUGAGGAAUCGUCUCGUGUCCACUUUUCAUAGAAUGCGUUAAGUUUUUAUAAAGAAAUCCUUAAUAAACAUAACACUGUCGAAUAUUUCUGCUUUUCUUCUGUUUCGGCAAUGCCUCAUCCGCAGGUGGUGUCCUUAAAUCUGUGCUCUUGACUUUGGUAAGAACAUUGUAAUGGAGAAGUCAGUAUCAACAGGGACAAUGGGUGGGACGGACGUUUCUGGCCCAUUAAGCAUCAUCGGCUGACCACGCCCACCUCCAAGUCCGGGUGGCCUGGAAUUUGAACUCCGUUUUUUUGUUUAUUGGGCGUUAAGUAGUCCAAUACUACCACCGAGCGACGGACCUGCUGUCCUGUUGGUAGUGUUCGAGAAUAUUAAUUGUGAAGGAAGGGCGUUCACCGUCCCCGCUUCUAUGAGACUGUCGACAAAGGCACAAAACUGAGCCUCAAGGUACAACGAAGCGAGCAUAUCCUGGAACCUGGUCGGUGAACACCCUUCCACCACAUAGCUUAUAGUUUUUGAGGCAUCUCUCCCACCACGCGUAAAGAUACUCCGAUCCUUCUGCGGGCCCUUCUCAGACAUGGCUGACUGAGACGUGGAACUGACUAUUUUAACAAAGAGCUUGCUAAAUCCGAUCCUUUUUUCAUAAGCGCCAGUUUUGACCGUGAUUCCUAACUGACCUAAACUUCGUCAGUCACCGAGGCAGAGAUCCACGGCGACUCUCGUCAAUAACCUGUUCUUCAGCGAAUGCACUCCAUGUCAACGCCUAUUGCAGUGGUCAGUGAGCCUUUUCGUUUCAGUUGAGGUACAGACAGGCAUCUCCAUUCGUCCCGACACUGAUCUCGUCACCCUGCUGGAGAGGGCUAUGCAGCUGGACGGGGGGCCGACCGCCCCUGCGGAGGACCAGACAGCCCGCGUCGAACCCACCGAUGCCCGUUGGAGCAGCAGUUGUGGCCUGGUGCUGACCGAGGGUGCCGCCACGCACAUUGGCAAAUCCUAUCCCCACAGUAGCCUCUUUCUCUGCUUGGCCUGCCAACAGGCCCACUCAAUAAAUCGAUACCGUCGGCGCAGUCUUUUCGUCGAGACCUUGGACCCCAUAAACGAUGUCCCGUAG